UAUUCACAUGCAUAACAAAGAGAAUACAAGGGUAUAGAGUCAAAAGUUCUUGUAACCGUAUUGUUAUUCUCUAUAGUGGAGGUGAUCUCUCAAAACACAUCACAUGAGAACUAGUAGUAGUACAAGGUCUAUAAUGAAUGGUUCUACUUUUUGUUCAUAGUGGACUCCAAAAACAGUCACAAUUGGCAAAAACAAAACUGUAGAAACUGUAGAAACCGUGUAAAUAUUCCAAACAAAAGCGCCGAUAUCGCAAUUUAGCUUAAAAGAAAGCCGGGGGUGCAAUCCGAUCCGGUCUUUCGAUCUAACGGCAACACGAAGACAAGCAAAAUCCACAGUGACGCUGCUGCUGCUUCUUCUUCUUCUUCUUCUUCUUCCUUACCCACUCACCAAAAUGUCCCUGAGAUCUCUCCCCUCUAAACCCAAAACCCUUCACUCUAUCUUCCACUCUCUUCUCUCACCCUCCAAACCCAACACUCACCGCCACCCCUUCUCUUCUCUCACCCACCACAACUCGCCAUCUCCGCCAUCACCGCACCUGGUAAGCGAGUUCUCCCGCAUUCUCAGCGACCACAGGAACCCUCACCACGACUUGGAACUCUCCCUCAACGCUCUGUCUACCCAAAUCUCCAUAGAAUUGGUUGAGCAAGUUCUGAAACGCUGCAAAAAUCUCGGGCUUUCUGCACACAGGUUCUUUCUUUGGGCUAAAACAAUUCCGGGUUUUCGACAUAGUGCUGAAAGCUAUCACAUUUUGAUUGACAUUUUAGGAAGUAGCAAGCAAUAUGCUGUGUUGUGGGAUUUCCUCGUAGAAGUGAGAGAGUCCAAGUGUUGUGAUUUUGGCCCGGAAAUUUUCUGGCUUAUUUUUCGGGUUUAUAGUAGAGCUAAUUUGCCUCGCGACGCCAUUCGAGCUUUAAAUCGAAUGGUUGAGUUUGGAAUUAAGCCCAGUGUUCAUGAUCUUGAUCAGCUUCUUUACACAUUAUGUAAAAGAAAGCAUGUCAAGUAUGCUCAUGAAUUUUUUGAUAAAGUUAAGAGUGGGUUUCAGUUGAAUGCGAAAACUUAUAGUAUUUUGAUGAGAGGUUGGGGAGACGUUGGUGAUUCGGAUGAAGCACGUAAGCUGUUUGAUGAAAUGACUGAACGAGGAUGUUUGGUUGAUGUGCCUGCGUAUAAUAGUUAUUUGGAGGCUUUGUGUAAAGGUGGGAAAGUUGAUGAGGCGUAUAAGAUAUUUCGGGAGAUGGGGUCGAAUGGAGUUGAACCGGAUGCAUGUACCUAUUCGAUUUUCAUUCGUGCUUAUUGUGAGGUGGAUGAUAUUCAUUCAGUUUUUAGGGUGCUUGAUAGGAUGGGGAGAUAUAAUCUUUUGCCCAAUGUGUAUACUUACAAUUGUGUUAUCAAGAAAUUGUGUAAGAACGAAAAGGUGGAAGAGGCUUACCAACUUUUGGAUGAAAUGAUUGAGAGGGGUGUUAUGCCGGAUACGUGGAGUUACAAUGCAAUCCAGGCUUAUCAUUGUGAUCACUGCGAGGUUAAUGGGUCUCUCAGGCUGUUAUCUAGGAUGGAAAAAGACAACUGCAUGCCCGAUCGACAUACUUACAAUAUGGUGCUUAAGUUGCUAAUCAGGAUAGGAAGAUUUGAUAGGGCAACUGAAGUUUGGGAGAGUAUGGGGAAGAGAGGAUUUUAUCCUUCUGUUUCAACGUACUCUGUCAUGAUUCAUGGCUUAUGCAAGAAGAAACGUAAACUAGAGGACGCUUGUAAAUACUUUGAGAUAAUGAUCGAUGAAGGUAUACCGCCAUACUCUUCUACUGUUGAGAUGCUGAGUAACCGGAUUAGGGGCUUGGGGCUCCUCGACCAUGUUGAGAUACUUGCAAGCAAGAUGGAACAAAGCACUUCUUGCUCAAUACAAGAGUUGGCAAACUUGAUGAGAGGUAAUAAAGCUUAUGUAGCAUCGAGAAGUGUAGAGAGUGACUUUGAAAGUGACUGAUGAACCAAAGGUCAAGUAUCGGAUGAAUUGUAAGGUGUAGUCCCGUCCCCACGCUACCACAUCUCGAUUUGUCUGUGAAUAUAGAGUUAUAUGCAACAGUACAAUGAGGUGGAACUCUCUGCUUUGGGAAUGGGUAUGACAGUUCCGCUGCUUCCAUCCGUUAUCCAUUGAACUUAUAAGUCUCUGUGUGAAGAUAUCUGGGUGUUGUGUGCCAUAUCGAUGUAUCUGGUUGGACAUUAUUCUGAAUCAUGGAAACAUUGAGGUUCCUAACUACGUACUGGAAGAUAACUGAAAUUUAGUGUAAUUUGUUUGUAUACGUGUUUGAUUGCGUUUGCUCAAUUCGACAAGUUGAGCUACUAGUUUCUGUACAAGUUAACAUGACUUGCUGUUUUGUGUCUGUUUGUUAUUGUCUGCUUAAGGUGGAAGGAGAAUGUUUACUAAUUUGUCGAGCCAUUUUUUUGUAUAACCUUCUUUGGAGUAGUGAGAACUUAAAUCUA
This is a messenger RNA of Malus domestica (apple), 2466 nucleotides long. Lineage: Eukaryota; Viridiplantae; Streptophyta; Magnoliopsida; Rosales; Rosaceae. The record is from RefSeq and is a predicted model, not a curated record.